This is a messenger RNA of Manihot esculenta (cassava), 1185 nucleotides long. RefSeq names its product flavonol sulfotransferase-like. Gene Ontology annotation, cellular component: cytoplasm. The record is from RefSeq and is a predicted model, not a curated record. The transcript has a single exon. Gene Ontology annotation, biological process: sulfation. Gene Ontology annotation, molecular function: sulfotransferase activity. Bases 38 to 1054 code for a protein of 338 amino acids. Lineage: Eukaryota; Viridiplantae; Streptophyta; Magnoliopsida; Malpighiales; Euphorbiaceae.
CCAGUCCAUUUGAAAUAUUGAAGCUAUUUGCUUCUUGAUGGAACCACCUUCAAUUUUCCCCAAUAUGAGUGAUCUUUCUGUCACCGGAAAUAAGAGCUCUCCAAUAAACCAUGCAAGAUAUAAGGAGAUCAUCUCAACUCUUACUCAAAAAAGUAGUUGGCGACAAUCUCAACAGCUCCAUAAAUACCAAAGCUUUUGGUGUUUUCCAACUUUCCUGGAAGGCAUCAUGGCUGCGCAGGAACAGUUCAUAGCUCAUCCUACUGAUAUUAUUGCUUGCAGCCAUCCAAAAUCAGGCACGACUUGGCUUAAAGCCCUGUGUUUUGCCAUUCUAACUAGAGCACAGUUCAACAAUUCCUCCACAAACUCUUUACUCGCCGAGUCGCCGCAUGAUAUUGUGCCCUGGAUUGAAUUUUUAGCUUUCACUGGCAAAAAUAGAGACCCUGAACUUCCUCUUUUGGCCACACAUAUUCCCUAUAAUUUCUUGCCCAAGUCCAUUGUAGAGGCCAACUGUAAAAUUAUCUACAUUUGCAGGGAUCCCAAGGAUGUGUUUAUUUCUUUGUGGCAAUUUGCUGGUAAGGUAAGAGAUACAAGUGCAGAAGCCUUUCCAUUGGAGGAUGCAUUGGAGAAAUUUUGUGAAGGAGUCAAUGCUUAUGGUCCUUAUUGGGAUCAUGUUUUAGGGUAUUGGAAAGCGAGCCUUGAUUUUUCGGAGAGAAUACUCUUUAUCAAAUAUGAAGAUUUGCAGAAUGACACCUUUUCCUAUGUCAAAAGAGUGGCGGAGUUCAUGGGUUACCCUUUCUCUGCAGAAGAAGAGAAACGAGGAUUGGUACAGGAGAUUGUUGAGUUUUGCAGCUUUGAGAGUCUAAGUAGUUUGGAGGUCAAUAAGAGUAGAAAGCAUAGCAAUGCAGUGCCUAUCAAAGUUGAGAAAAAUGCUUAUUUUAGGAAAGGCAAAGUUGGUGAUUGGCGGAACUAUUUAACAGUUGAAAUGGCAGUUAGAGUUGACCAAAUAACCCAGCAGAAGUUCAGUGGUUCUGGCUUGUCUUUCUCAAGUGCAUAAAUCAUCGUCAUGUGUCAUAAUUUGGUGUGUUUUAGAAUGCUUCAGAUUCUCUUCCAUUCAUUUUAUUGUAAUUUAGAAGCUUGCACUUCUUGGGAUCUUUAGUUUUCAAUAAAGAUUUGAAUGUUUGAUCU